AUGCUGUUAGGUGGUAUGGUCGAUCAAGAUCAAGACUAUAGUCCUCAAAUAGCGGACCUUGCCAGUAUCAACGAGAUCCCCGCAAACAUGCCUGGUGAGUUCCUGCGAUCCAAAAACAAACCGUACGCUCAUCUCCUUACCAAAUGCCUGGUGGUAGCUCCGAAAGACACCAAGAAACAGCCCGAGGUCAAUGGUCAAGCGGGUAAUAUCCCACCCCCUAAAACGGAUAAGCCGAGACCCCAUGUCUGUACGACAUGCGGUCGCUCCUUCGCGCGACUGGAGCAUCUCAAGCGCCAUGAGCGGUCGCACACCAAGGAAAAGCCAUUUGAAUGCCCGGACUGUGCGCGAUGCUUUGCCCGACGGGACUUGUUGCUCAGACAUCAGCAGAAACUGCAUAUGACCUCGACGCCGUCUUCGCGGCCCCGCAAUGGCCGUCGAGAGAGCACGGGGGCAGCCUCAGGCACCAAUCGUGUUCGCAAGAACUCGAUUGCCAACAACUCGUCCUCGAUGCGCCCGAGGGCGAACACCAUCAGUCAUAUUGAUGGGGCGGCGUUGGGCAUUUCCAAUCCCAGUAACCCGUCCUCUGCACCCCAAUCAGGCCAUGCGUAUCAUCCCAGUCUCGGAUCCUCGAUCGGCUCCAGUGUGGAUUACCGGGGGUAUAGUUCUGGCCACCCGCCGGUGAAUGGUUUGGCUAAAAUCGAAACCUCUGGCCUCCCCGUGGAUAUGUCGGGCGGUCUUCGGACCGCUCCGGUGUACGGGAGCUUCGACAUGGGCAUUGAUGGUAUGCUGAUGGGCCAUGGCAGCACCAUCAACCCGGCGCAAUUGCACUUUGCGGGCUCCCCGCAGGGGUUUGGUGACUCGCCCUCUUCUCCCUUUGGCCACAAUGCCCAUGGCGUGCCGCCUCCCACAGAUCCCAUGAUGGACGAGGAGAUGAACUUUGACUGGAUGAAUGGCUUUGAUGCGGCGGUUGCCCUGGGAAAUGGGAAUGACUCGGUGAUUGACGGGUCCUCGCCGUCGGCGAUGAGCACGGGGAGCCAGAGCGGGAUUAGCGAGGCCAUGCUAGAUGGCCCCAAUCGUAUUCCCAUUUCUAAUGGCUGGCAUAACCCGUUCCCGUCGCAGACUGCAGCGCCCGCCAACCAGUUUGCCAUUGAUUUCUCUCCGACCACAUUGAAUGACUUGGGUAUUCCUCCGGAAACCGUGUCGCCCAAGUCCUUGAUGGCCCAGAAUCCGUUUGCUGAGACGUAUGCCACCCCUCCAUCUAUGACUUCGGUCGGCCAGCCCAUCGUGGGAGGACAUUCGCAGAGUAUGUUUUCAUCCUCGUUGGCAACAAGCGGAGAAUCUCCUAAUCCUCUCAACGUUCCUUUCCCGAAUAGUGCCCUUCGAAAUCCACAUGCCCCAGUCUCAACGGAUACCUUUACAGACUCCACACGACAGGCUCUAUUAGCGAGCAUGUCGCAACCCACUGGCUUCAGUCAUCGCAAGUAUUCUCAGCCCGCAAAUGGACUCCCGAACAGUCGCGAGCUUUUCACCCGCUCGAAUGGCUUCCACAGCACCGGUCAACUUCCCACCACCUCGGACAUGCAGCGGUACAUCUCGGCCUACAUCACUUACUUCCAUCCUCACUUCCCCUUCCUCCAUAUCCCCACCCUCAACUUCCAGGCGCCAGAGUAUACUAGUAACCUGCGCACGCCAAGCGGACAUUUGAAUCUGAGUUCGACUGGUGUCGCAGGCGGUGGAGGCUGCCUGAUCCUUUCCAUGGCGGCUAUCGGUGCCCUGUACGAACAUGACCCUGCCGCUUCCAAGGAUCUUUUCGAGGCUGCCAAGAAGAUGAUCCAGCUGUAUCUCGAAGAGCGGCGAAAGGCCGAUAUGUCUGCUGCGCUCGGCCGUUCCACUUCCACUCGGGAUAACUCGGUUCACAAUACUCCGCUCUGGUUGGUUCAGGCCAUGCUAUUGAACGUGAUCUAUGGACAUACCUGCGGUGACAAGACGUCCGCGGAUAUUGCUAGUACACACUGCGCUGCCCUGGUCAGCCUGGCGCGCGCAGCCGAAUUAACGCAUCAUCUGGGCCCCAACACCCUGCCGCAGGAUCACCUUAGCACUGGUCUUCAUGGGGGCGAUUCCCCCGCCCACAGCGACAACUGGAUGUCCCCGUCAUUUAGUCAACCCAAGGAGAAAAGGGACUGGUUGAACUGGAAGGCUGUAGAGGAGCGGAAACGCACGCUCUACGCCAUCUUCAUUCUCUCCAGCUUCCUUGUGUCGGCAUACAACCAUGCGCCAGCCCUCACCAACUCUGAGAUUUGCCUUGAUCUCCCUUGCGAAGAGGACUUGUGGUCAGCCGAGUCGCCCCAAGCGUGGAAACAGAUGGGAGGCCAGACAGCCUCACAGAAGACCGUGUCAUUUUCAGCUGCUUUGACCUCUCUCCUGACCGCCAGUCAAAGAGAGCAACAUAACCACACUUCGAACUUCUUUUCCGACGAUCUGUCUAAUACGGACAACUGCCCUAGUACUUUCGGAUGCCUCGUUCUCAUCUAUUCUCUGCACAACUACAUCUGGGAAACUCGCCAACGACACAUGGGCCGACAAUGGACCACACAAGAAACGGAUGCAAUGCAGUCACUUAUCGAACCGGCCUUAAGAGCAUGGCAAGCAGCCUGGGCCAGCAACCCGGUUCAUAGUCUGGAACGACCGAAUCCGUUCGGAGCAGGGGCCAUUGUCUGCCGACAGCAUUCCCCUCUUGGAUUUGGCCGGGAUUGGAACGGCAUGGCGGAUGAACUGGCUCGGGGUACAGAGAUGUUCCAGCAUGCCGAUGCAGCUAUCAAUGAUGUCGUGGACCCGUCUCUUCCCAAUGUCCUUGAUGGCCGACGGGACUCGAUCGCCGAUUUAGGUGUCUCGGAUCUGGCUAUCUCGAAGACUCCGACUCAGGACGAGCCUAUGCAGACCUUGUCGAGUAUAUACAAGUCUGGCCAGACCAAACAUGAGAGGCACCUUCGCAAAGCCGCGUUCUAUGCCGCCGAUUCCAUUUCGAUGUCGGAUCGGCUUGGGAACACCUUUGCCGAGUUCUCAUUGCGGGAACUGCCUAUCCAGUGUGCAAUGUGUGUCUUCGACUGUGCCCAAGUCUUGGCGGAAUGGAUCACCACUGUCCAGGAACGGGUUGGGCCCUAUCUGGGUAUUCUGGGUCGAGAAGACGUCGAUCUGACUCAGGUGCCCGGGGUGAUGCUGCUGGAAGAUGAAGAUUGCAAGCUGGUGGACAAGAUCAAGGAAAUCCUGGAGAGUAUUGAGGCCAAGAUGCAGCGCCAGGUACAAAACAGCAACUCCAUGUCGGCGCUGAGUGUCAUGCAACGACUGCCCAGUGCGGUUGAGGGAGGAUACGGGUGUAAAAUAUUGAUUGCGACAGCCAGUCUCCUGGAUCGAGCUGCUGUCUGGCCAGUGACGAAACUGAUGGCUCGCUGUCUCGAAGCUCAGGCCAUGCGAAUGAAGGAGCGUGCUGAGCACUCCGCUAUGAUGACCACUUAA
Molecule: messenger RNA, 3513 nt
Organism: Penicillium alfredii
Lineage: Eukaryota; Fungi; Ascomycota; Eurotiomycetes; Eurotiales; Aspergillaceae
Gene: amdX
Product: putative C2H2 transcription factor (AmdX)
Exons: 3
Coding region: 1-3513 (1170 amino acids)
Biological process (GO): DNA-templated transcription; regulation of transcription by RNA polymerase II
Cellular component (GO): chromatin
Molecular function (GO): DNA-binding transcription factor activity, RNA polymerase II-specific; RNA polymerase II cis-regulatory region sequence-specific DNA binding; zinc ion binding
Source: RefSeq, a predicted model, not a curated record